Molecule: messenger RNA, 2675 nt
Organism: Pseudopipra pipra
Lineage: Eukaryota; Metazoa; Chordata; Aves; Passeriformes; Pipridae
Gene: APIP
Product: APAF1 interacting protein
Exons: 8
Coding region: 471-1145 (224 amino acids)
Cellular component (GO): cytoplasm
Molecular function (GO): methylthioribulose 1-phosphate dehydratase activity; metal ion binding
Source: RefSeq, a predicted model, not a curated record
AUGGGCCUUCGUAGUUGCUAAUUGUUAGAGAGGACCUGGGAGUGUUGGUGGGUGACAAGCUGACUGUGAGCCGGCAGUGCCCCGGCGGCCAGCGGGCAAUGCAGCGGCAGGAGCUGAGCGUGUUCGGCCUCCAGUAUUCGAGGAGUAAUGGGCAUGAAGUAAAACGCGAGAACUUCCACCUCAACAUGAGGAAAAACUUCCUGACGUUGAGGGUGGCAGAGCACUGGAACAGGGAAGUCGUGGAGUCUCCCUCUCUGGGGACACUCCAAAGCCACGUGGACACGUUCCUGUGUCACCUGCUCCAGGUGGCUCUGCCUUGGCAGAGGGACUAGACUGGAUGAUCACUAGAGACCCCUUCCAACCCUAAGAGUUCUGUGAUUCUCUAUCAAGAUAUUAGGAAAUUCCCUGCAGUUCCCAAAACGUUGCCAGCUGUCAGUUUGGCUGCAGCUACAGGACUUGUGGCCCUUUUUAUGGAUAAGUUACAUCCAAGGAAUCUUAUCCCAGAGCUUUGUAGACUGUUUUAUGAUUUAGGCUGGGUAACAGGAACUGGUGGAGGAAUCAGCUUGAAACAUGGGAAUGAAAUCUACAUCGCUCCUUCAGGAGUCCAAAAGGAAAGAAUACAGCCAGAAGAUAUGUUUGUUUGUGACAUGAAUGAGCAGGACAUCAGUGGUCCUCCACUGCACAAGAAGCUAAAGAAAAGCCAGUGCACACCUCUCUUUAUGAACGCCUACACUAUGAGAGGGGCAGGUGCAGUGAUCCAUACUCAUUCCAAGGCUGCUGUUAUGGCUACCCUUCUUUACCCAGGGACUGAGUUCCGUAUUACCCAUCAGGAGAUGAUAAAAGGAAUCCAAAAGUGUACUUCAGGAGGCUAUUACAGAUAUGAUGAUACACUAGUGGUUCCCAUUAUUGAAAAUACACCAGAAGAGAAGGAUCUCAAGGAAAGAAUGGCACGUGCAAUGGAAAAGUACCCAGACUCUUGUGCUGUGUUGGUCAGACGUCAUGGUGUUUACGUGUGGGGAGGAACAUGGGAAAAAGCCAAAACGAUGUGUGAGUGUUAUGAUUACCUGUUUGAUAUCGCAGUGCAGAUGAAGCAGCAUGGGCUGGAUCCUUCAAAACAUCCAUCUGGAGAAAACGGGAUCUUGUAAAUGUCAACAACAUUUAUAUUCAGGUUUCUUACAUGGUGAUGGGAGUUCCAGAUUUCAGCUCAUGCUGUUGAAGCCAGAAGGGGGUGCUGUUAUACUCAGGGGAUUGACAGAUGCCAGCAGGCGGUUUUGACUGUUCAACGCACCCAAGAAGAAAAGGAGACUUCAAAACAACUGAGUUGCUAUUUAUGAAUCCUGUCAAGUGCUACAGUAGGAGGAAUGAAAAUUGAGAUGCAAAAAAAAGAUUUUGAACAACUAUGGAGAACUAACAUGACAUUUUGUUUGUGUGCCUUAAAAAUGGAUAUUUCAACAAUCUGCAUUGGCUGAUCCUGCUGUAAUUCUACAUCAUUUAAGUUGUUAUAACUUUCUAUUUCUGAAAGUUAUAGUAGCUUUUAUUCUUCAGGAAAAAAGUGAGGACGACCCCUUAAUUAGAAGUUAAUAAAAUUUAAAGCAUUGUUUGAACUGUGAUUCUUUCAUGCCAUGUUCAUAGGGUUGUUUUUCUUUUAAUUAAGCCUGUAGCGUAUGUAUUUUUAAAUUCUCCUAAUUGUCAUUAUAAUGAGUAGGAAACACAUAAUUUUAUAGUGUAUAUUUUGUAGUUAUUACUGAAAGACUGCUCUGGGUCUUGUCUGGUUUUUACAUCUUUACAUUCCUUCACUUUGAGUAAGAUUUUGUUUAUUGCAACUUUAAGACAGCUUUUUAUGACCUCUGCUUAGCCCCCCUAAGGUAGAUUUAAUCAAAGUGCUCAUUAAAACAUCGUAUCGCAUAUUUAUGACACAGUGUCUUUCAGGAUCUUCUUCAGUGGCUCCCCAGUGGCCUUGAGUGUAAGCCUUGAGUGACCAGUUUUUUGGUUGAGCGUUGAGACUUUAUGCCCAAGGGGGAAUUGAGACAGGGUAAGCACUGACUGACCGUGUUCUCUGCUAGGGGCCUUGCAUUCCUGCCACUUUCCCCUACAUCAUCUCUGGCACUUUUUUGAGCUUCCAUGAGGUUAAUUAACUCUUCAACCUAAAAGGAAACUACUGUGGGAGUGGGGGAAGGAAAAUUACUAAAUUGUUUCCUAAUAAGGCACUGGUAAAAUGUUGAAUCAAGUCAAAGGUGGGUUCAAAGAGAUCCAGAGCCAGGGCAAAAGAUGAGAUGGCUGAUACUGGAGAUGGCAGACAACACUUUCCCCUUUUCAUGGAGAUGACAGUUAAGUUCAAUGUCUUGGAAAUGUUGGACGUGUUUGUCUUUCCCUACUAUACAGUGCUGUACCUGCAGUGUGCAAUCUUUAAGCAUUAUGGGGGGGGGGGAGUGACCUUGGUUAUUGUGAAAUAGUGGUUAUCACUACCUUAUUGAAGGUUGUAUGUUUAUCAAUACAUUUUUUCAGUAUUAGACACUUGUUUGUCAGUGAUAAAUAUUUGAACUGCCUGAUUUCUGCAAAAAGUAAAUUCCUGUGGUAUUCUGAUGAUGCUUUCAGAAUAGAUCAUAAUUGUAUAAUUCCAUAAUACUAAUGUUCUGUAAGUAUAAAGAACGUAUAAAGCAGUAUAUUUACACUUA